Dendroctonus ponderosae (mountain pine beetle) is the source of this 1096-nucleotide messenger RNA. RefSeq names its product venom protease. The coding region runs from base 140 to 1060 and encodes 306 amino acids. The record is from RefSeq and is a predicted model, not a curated record. Lineage: Eukaryota; Metazoa; Arthropoda; Insecta; Coleoptera; Curculionidae. Gene Ontology annotation, biological process: proteolysis. Gene Ontology annotation, molecular function: serine-type endopeptidase activity. The transcript has 7 exons.
AAGAAAACCCGGCCGAUUCUUCGUCGUGUUGACGGAUAAACAGUUAGCCAGAACGCGACGGUACCAUCGCGAGGUUCAAUGAUUCGUUGAUCGAUUGAUCGACACUCCAAGACGGAAAAUCCUCGCUUUUCCAUUAAAAAUGCGUGUUUUCAGUGCAGUUUGUGCGGCCCUUCUGGUCGCUUUGGUAGCUCCGAAUGGUUCCAUAGGCUUCGCCUCCGGAGUGGGGCCGAUAGCUAAGUGGUUCGGAAACUCGAAAAAUCAACCCCCACCCAGCCAUGACACCCCGCCCUCCUCCUGUCACUGCACUUGCGGCGAACGGAACGAAAACAGCCGAAUAGUCGGUGGAAAACCGACGCAGGAAAACGAGUUUCCUUGGAUGGCACGGUUGUCAUAUUUCAACCGGUUUUACUGCGGCGGCAUGCUGAUUAAUGAUCGCUACGUGUUGACGGCCGCCCACUGCGUCAAAGGCUUCAUGUGGUUCAUGAUUAAGGUGACGUUGGGCGAACACGACCGAUGCAACGACACGAAACGCCCCGAGUCUCGAUUCGUGCUCAGAGCUGUAGCUGGAGCGUUCAGUUUUUUGAACUUUGACAAUGACAUUGCGCUGCUGCGCCUUAACGAUCGAGUGCCCAUCACGCAGCACAUCAAACCGGUGUGCCUGCCGAAGAAAAAAGAUGAGGUCUAUGUGGGCGAAGUGGCGACAGCCGCAGGCUGGGGAACACUAAAGGAAGAUGGAAAGCCAUCGUGCGUUCUACAAGAAGUGGAUGUGCCCGUUCUGAGCAACGAAGAUUGUCGCAAGACAAACUAUUCGGCUAAGAUGAUUUCCGACAAUAUGCUGUGCGCAGGAUAUCCGAAAGUGGGACAAAAGGACUCCUGCCAGGGCGACAGUGGCGGGCCGCUGGUAGUGCAGCGCGACGACAAGCGCUACGAGCUGAUCGGAAUAGUUUCAUGGGGAAACGGCUGCGCCCGUCCUGGUUAUCCGGGGGUUUACACUAGAGUGACGCGAUAUUUGGACUGGAUUCUGGAGAACACGAAAGACGGCUGCUUCUGCCAGGACUAAGCACUUUACUUUGAUAAUAAUAAUCCUUUUUUAGUA